AUGAAAAAACGUAAGGAUAUGGAAGAGAGGCUGGAGGAGGAAGCCGUCAAAAUGGCAGAGCUCACAGAAAGUGCCAAGAAGAAAGGGGAAAGCAAAUUCAUGAGCGAGGAAGCCAAGAGGGAAGCUGAAGAGCGUAUUCGUGCAGAGGCGGAAGUAGUGGCUCAGUUGGAACGGCAGGCCGCUGACAUGGCUCUACAGAGGGAGAAUAUGCAGAAACAGCUAGCGGAACGAGAAGAUAUCAAAGCCGCGGAAAUCGAAGCCAAUACUUCCGCAUUGAAGACGAAGCGCGCCUUGGUCGAGGCCCGAAUGAGACAGGAGGAAGAGGAAAUUAAAACUUUGAGCGAGGCUGCCAAGCGAGAGGUGGAGGCCAAAAUGGUCGCUGAGGCCGCUGCCAUUGCAGAAAUGGAGCGGCAAGCUCUUCAGCUGUCUACCAAGCGUGCCGAGUUGCAGGCUGAAAUGACGAACAAGCGUGAGCUCGAGGACACGUUGGUGCAAGAAGCCCAAUUGAUCGCACGAAAACGUGAAGCAAUCGAAGCGAAGAUGCAGCAGGAGGAGGCAGAGCUUCAAAAGCUGAGCGACGAGGCAAAACAGAGAGUUCUUGAAAAGAUGGCUGCAGAAGCAGCGGCAAUCGCCGGGAUGGAGAGGGAGGCUAGCAAGCUUGCGGAAGAACGGGCCAUUCUGGAAUCCCAAAUAGCGGAGCAGCGUUCUUCGAACGCCGUAGAGGGCACAUCAGCCGUACCCACCAACACCCAGGACGACAAUGAAGGACAAUUUGGUCACGUUGACCCAGUGGAUACCCAGGGUAUACCCUUGACUACCACAUCUGGUCGCGAUGAGGCUUGUGCACCGGUACCCACCGUUAGUGAAAACGCCGAGGAGACUACUGACGUGACCGAGAGAGCCGCGCCGCAAUCUGCGAGUCCGGACAUGAGAAAGGAUCAAGGGGAGCCAGGUCUUGUCGAAAAUUUCACUUUAACCUCCAGUGCAGAAAGUCCGGAAGUGCUGAGGUAUACUGAGACGACAGACGAUGGUUUGGCACUUGCUGGCAGUGUUCAGGAAGACGGAAGCCACUGGAAUGGCCACCAAGCUGUUCCCCCGGCCGACUCUAUCGAUUCCGGCGUGUGUGCUCACUGCCGCACGCACCAGAGGGAAAUGUCUACAGCGCAUUUGGCCGCUGCAGCUGGACACUUGACUUGCCUUGAGGCAAUUCAAUCUACCCAACGCGAGAUAUUGGCGGAGGUUGAUUCCUCUGGUCGAAGUCCCCUGUUCUACGCGUGCGCGAACGCUCACGCUGAUGCUGCGGACCUGCUGAUUCAGGAAAGCCCUCAAAGCUGUCACGCGAUGGAUGUCAACAGAGACACCCCACUUCACGCUGCCGCUUUAGCGGGGUCGCGACUGUGUUGUCGGCUUCUCCUUCAGCACGGGCGAAGUGCGGUUGAACCCCUCAACGAAAUGGAAAUGACGCCAGCCCAUCUCGCGGCAAACAACGAUGUCUUAGAGGUCUUAUCGCAGCACGGGGCAAAUCUCAAUGCCAAGGAUGCGGACUUGCGAACACCUUUGUUUGUCGCCUGCGCUUCCGAUCGACUGGAGAAGGCAGAGUUCCUCUGCGAACUGCUCGAGUAUGCAGAUCAAGAUCUUGGUGAGGUAGACAAGCGCGGUGACACUCCAAUGCACGCGGCAGCGUACAACGGUAGCACAGCAUGCCUUCUACUCUUGCUGCAAUAUGGUGUCGAACCGGAUGCAAGGAACACGAAAGGCCUCAGGCCUAUUGACCUUGCUUCACGGAGAGGCCAAUCAGCGUGCGAGAAGAUAUUGAUGGAAUAUCAGUUGCAUCAUCACGUCAACAACUCAUACUUCGAUUCGGUGCUGUUCCUGGCUACUCUCGAGGGACACAAACGAUGUAGGGAAACUCUCAACAGCGUCAAGCAGCAGGGAGAUACCACUGCUGGAGUCCAGGAAGACUCGGCGCUUGUCCGCCCUCAGUCUCUGAUGUCUUUACGCCGUGAGCGUUCCGUACGGCUUGAGCACUGGGGAGACUGGAUUUCGUAUGAAGACCAGAACGAGAAGAGCGUGUUUUGGUACAAUCACGUCGAAGAGAAAUCACAGCGAGACGCGCCAACCGGGGUUCGCGAAGGCAGCGCAAGCUCUCUCACCAAAGCGUCCAUGCGACUGAAGCGGGAGGGUGACUGGAUAGAGUACACGCUCCCGGAUGGAAACGUUUUUUACUAUAAUGACAAAAACAACGAGUUCCAGUGGGAGCGACCCGACGAUCUCUCUUCGACUGCUGCUGUCUCUCAGGAAUGGGCCGACGAAGAUGAACGCCUCGAGGGCGAUACUGGUAUUGGCGGUUCCACAGGAGAUUGGAUGGCGUUCAAGGACCCAUCGACGGGGUUACUUUUUUGGUACAACCAGGUCACUGAUGAAUCGCAAUGGGAACCACCCGAGGAGGAUAGAGAAGUUGGGGACAGAAGGGCAGACACUGAGAGUCGUGCAGACGGCAAUUCAAUGGUGCCAGAGGACAAUGUACGAGAAAUUGACUCGGUGGACGACCUCUUUACUCCCCGAUAGCAUUCUCCUGGCGGAACCACACGCGGCGUAGAGGGUAGUUACUGAAAGAUGCGCUGGUCGUGUACUGUCGCCGUGGACGCUGAGAUGCAAGGUUUUUAAAUUUGCGUGCAUAAGACCGAGCAGGAGUACGUAGUACACCAUUAUAUAAAUUGAAUGGGAUGCCGUAA
Molecule: messenger RNA, 2735 nt
Organism: Ectocarpus siliculosus
Lineage: Eukaryota; Phaeophyceae; Ectocarpales; Ectocarpaceae
Source: the annotation of a GenBank genome assembly